Messenger RNA from Neurospora crassa OR74A, 1827 nucleotides. RefSeq lists its product as hypothetical. The transcript has 2 exons. NCBI's taxonomy places the organism in Eukaryota, Fungi, Ascomycota, Sordariomycetes, Sordariales, Sordariaceae. Bases 226 to 1236 code for a protein of 336 amino acids. The record is from RefSeq and is a predicted model, not a curated record.
UCGGGCAGCAGAUACUCUCUCGACAUCGGCCAAGUCCACAAACAACUAGACUACCAGUCAGUCUCCCAGAAGAGAGAGACACAACAACUAAACAUCCAAUCAACAGCAAAGUGAAAGCGGCAUCACUUGCGACCACUCAUAAACAACAACAAAAGGAAAGAGCAUAACCUGCCUUUCACUCACGCCUACCAGCGCCUUCCGCCCUUGUCCACACAAACCAACAACAUGGCAUCUACCCCGCCUCAAAUACGGCAAGAACGGCCAGAGUCGCCUGAUUCGGAUCUAAGCACCGCUUCUCCAGCCGGCAGCGAGCACAACCGCAGCUCUUACUUUGGCGGGGACGACUCUUUUGACCACAACAUUCAGUCACCUCAGUCACCUCGGUCGCCUCAAUCGCCUCGAUCGCCUCAAUCGCCUCGAUCGCCUCAGUCGCCUCAAUCACCUCGAUCACCUCGAUCACCUCAGUCGCCUCAGUCGCCUCAGUCGCCUCAGCUCCUUUCGCCUCUUCAACCAGUGCGCUCAACGCCCAUCGUCCCUAUCAUGGACAACAACAGCAACACAAGCGGUGGCCCGGACAGCGACGAUGACCACCUGGCCAACAGCCCUAGUGACCACGGCAAUAACGCAGAGCCGACAGUCACCCAGUUCCAACAGGAUCAACAAGACCGCUCCUCCCCUCCCCCCUUCCUCCCUGCCACCGUUUUCCAAGGCAGCAACAAGAAUCACAACUCACAGCGCCCCCAGGUCAAGACACCUGAGCCGCGCAACAACACCACCACUCCCACCAAUGAACCGAUUACCAUCACCAACCAGAACAGUAGCAACCAAGGCAACCACAACCACAGCCUUUAUCAGACCCUCAACCCAAUCAAAACCUCCAUCAACCCAACCCCUCGGAGCAUUCUCGCCGCGCACACUCUUUCGUCGCCCAGCACUCCAGGCACUCUGCCCAAUUUUGACUGGGACGACUUCGUUACGCGCUACACCGAGUCCCUCUCAGCCGCCGAUGCCCAAGAGCAAGAACUCCUUGAAGAGUUCCAGCAGCUGGUCCAGUACUUCAACGUGUGGGCCUCAUCUUCUUCGGCUCACGACACGGACCGCGCCGUCAAGCGUCUGCAGACGCGCGAGCGGUACGUGCGCCUUUCGGAACAGAAUCUGGCGCAGCGGAGAAAGCAUUUGACAGAGGUGGUGAGGGCUUUUCAGAGCGCGCUGGCGCUGUUGAGUCAGUCUUCUUGAUGGCACAAUGAACCAUGUCUUUUGGUUGGGACAAGAAACAAAAUUGGUGGUUGAUCUCUAAGUGGUGGUGGUGAGGAGGAGGAGCGGCAGCAGUAUGAGCACAUGAUUGCUUUCACAGAAAAUGAAAGAAAAAAAAGAAGAAAAAAAGAAAAGAAAAAAAGGCGUGGUCCCCGUGGCGGCUUGACCGUGGGUCGGACUCAUGCCGUGGUGGAGGGUAGUAUGGAAGAGGGGAAGGCGUGAUCCCAAAGGCGGCUUUGACCGUGGGUCGGAUGCACGCCGUGGGAGGAGAAGUGAGAAGUGGGUUGUGUUCUUGCGUGGGUUUUUUUGGUGGUUUUGUCUAGAAUAGCUGUAGAUAGCUUGCCCCCCGGGCAGGUUGAGGGCCACGGGCCCGACAGGUAUGUUCACUUUUUUGCCUUUCCCCUUCUGUUUACCGCAGCUUUACUAACUCUUCUACAUGCCAGGGUCGGGGUCAAGGGGAAACUGGGGUGCAUGAAGAGGAAUCGGGGCGGGGGAGGAAGAAGGGUGCAGAUAGGGUGCGCAUCAUAUAGGUUGGGGAGAAUAGGCUUUUGAGUAUUGGUGAUGAGAAAAAAG